AAUAUUUGGUGUAUCUCUUGUGGUAGACCACACGUCCUGUUUUUAUCUCAAAGCGUAGUGUAGCAACUAGUAAUAAUACAUCGGUGACCCAUAAUAAAUUAAUAACAACAACAACAACAAUAAUGAAGAGCAGUUAUGUCGUUUACAACAAUAUUAUAACAAUAUGCAUCACAUUAUCGCGUAGAGUGUAGACGCGAGAGACCAAAUUUUGCACAAUGACUGACGUGAUUACUGCGACAGACACCAAUCUGGAGAUAGACGAUGGCGGCAACGACGAAACUCGUAAGCGUUCCGCCACUCGUCUGUUGUCUAGGUCGUUAAGCAAGAUCAGCAACGCCACGUAUGACACCAAGAAGAACAUGGCACAGGGCAUGAUGGACAUUGCAUUGCUCACAGCCAACGCUAAUCAGCUCCGGUACAUAUUGGAGUUCCGCGGGAAAAAUUCUACAAAUUUCGUUCUACUAUUGGUGCUGAUCGCGUGUAGCCUCAUAUUACAAGUGUUUGUUGGAACUAUUCUCAUAUUCAAAGGUCGCAUGGAUUGCAUCAGUAGCAGCACGAAUAACGAGGUUACUAAGAUGGAUACCAUCAAAUUAAACAACUACGUAGUCCUCGGAGUGUUUCUUAUAACUGUCAUCAACAUAUUCAUCGCAGCGUUUACAGUAGCGCCGACCUAACAUUAUACUUAACACAAUAGUAGCACACUGCAUAUCACCAACAAUAUCUUAUCUAUACUGUAGCACAGCAGUAGCAUCCGAUCCGCGAUCUUCAAAGUUGUAAAAGUUGUACAACUUUGUUGUUUAAUUAUAAGAUAAGAACAUCCAUAUUCUAUGGCACAACCUGCCAAUAAAUAUGUGAUGAAUUUCAAUUAAUUAAUUAAAUUAAAAUAUAUAUAUAUAAAUGAA
Molecule: messenger RNA, 902 nt
Organism: Rhopalosiphum padi (bird cherry-oat aphid)
Lineage: Eukaryota; Metazoa; Arthropoda; Insecta; Hemiptera; Aphididae
Product: ninjurin-B-like
Exons: 2
Coding region: 216-674 (152 amino acids)
Biological process (GO): cell adhesion; tissue regeneration
Cellular component (GO): membrane
Source: RefSeq, a predicted model, not a curated record